CGCAAAUAUGCAGUCCUGACUCCUGACUCCUGAGUCCUGAGACUCAUUGUCGUUGAGAGAGCUGGUUCCUGCUCGCUCCAGAGAGAGCAGUCCCUUGCGUUGAAGGACGACGCCAAUGGCCUGUUUGACACGCAGUCUCCACCGCAGUCCUUCAUUCCUUUCUCGCCCUGUUGCUUCUGUCCAUCGCCAAUUGUCUCGCAGCAUACCCUCACCACCUUUGCUGCAGUCCAGCCCGUUGGCAGCCGCUGCUCCCUUCAGAAGUACCACCUUUUGGGGUGUCACACUCUCCAAUCAAAGUAGCAAGUUGAAACCUUUGCAGUAUCGUGAAGAAAAGGUCCCUUUGCAACAUCGAUUUGUGGCCAUGGCGUCUUCCGAGGCACCUCUUGAGUCAUCGGCGAAAACUCCUGGAGUGGCGGACACUGUAGAUCCUGAGACGCAAGAGUAUAUCAUGCAACAAACGAUGUACAGGAUCAAGGACCCGAAAGUGUCUCUGGACUUCUACACCCGAGUUCUCGGAAUGAGGCUUCUGAAGCGAUUCGACUUCCCGUCCGCGAAGUUCUCCCUCUAUUUCGUCGGAUAUGCAGACCCUAAGGAGAUUCCCGACGACCCGGUCCAAAGAGGCAUCUGGACGUUCAGGCAGAGGGGCACCGUUGAGCUGACGCACAACUGGGGCACCGAGAGCGACCCCAACUUCAAGGGCUACCACAAUGGCAACACCGACCCCAAGGGCUACGGCCACAUCGGGCUGUCCGUGCCUGACGUGUACAAGGCAUGCGAGCGGUUUGAGAAGCUGGGCGUCGAGUUUGUCAAGACGCCCGACGGCGGUUCAAUGAAAGGGCUCGCAUUCAUUAAAGAUCCUGACGGUUACUGGAUUGAGAUUCUGAACGCGGAGAACAUCACCAAGUCGUCUUGAUCACUGCUUGGCUCCACCUCAGAUUAGUUGUGGUCUCAUCGCGAGAUCAGAGAUUUUUUUUACGUCCAAGGCUAGCAUGCGGCUAGAAGAAGAUGAGGGAAAAAGCAUGCGACGCUAGCAUAAUAUGCAAGGCAACCGGUACUGAAAAAACAACUGUGUAGAACUCAGGAAAGAUACUGCAGUCACUGGGGCAUGACACGUGAGACAGUAUUUUCCAUCUUUUGGCCGAGAGCCUGCUCGUCACCACUUAUCCUCAGCCGCGUUGAAGCACCAUAAUAUGUUAAGCUAGCAAAAGGUUGUGCAUCAGAACCAGGCAUGCACGCGUCAUGGAUCGACUUGCACCAGCCAUGAGCUGUGGAACAGUACAGGCACCAUGCAGGCUCGAAGGAAGUUAUGAGGUGGCUUCUGUUCUGCAACUUUGUUUGCAAUGCUCUCAGUCCGUGUAUGCAGCGGCUCCG
Messenger RNA from Klebsormidium nitens, 1371 nucleotides. The record is from the annotation of a GenBank genome assembly. NCBI's taxonomy places the organism in Eukaryota, Viridiplantae, Streptophyta, Klebsormidiophyceae, Klebsormidiales, Klebsormidiaceae.